This is a messenger RNA of Vitis riparia (riverbank grape), 4382 nucleotides long. Its product is annotated as NPC intracellular cholesterol transporter 1. Lineage: Eukaryota; Viridiplantae; Streptophyta; Magnoliopsida; Vitales; Vitaceae. The record is from RefSeq and is a predicted model, not a curated record. Gene Ontology annotation, cellular component: membrane. Gene Ontology annotation, molecular function: lipid carrier activity. The coding region runs from base 181 to 4056 and encodes 1291 amino acids. The transcript has 39 exons.
CUGUGUACAUUUCUCACUGUACGAACAGGAGGUUCUGGCUUCAAUGGCGAACUGCACGUAAUCUAAACCCUGGUUUCGUUUUUGACUCGUUCACUCUGCAACUCAACUCAGCUCAAUUACUCGCAAACCCUUCAUCACAUCAUUUUCUCGCGUUUCUCCGAGAAAAUACUGAAGAAGACGAUGAUUUUCUCGGCGAGAAACAUGGUGUUCUCGUUUCGUCUUCUCGCCGCCCUUUCGCUGUUACAGGUAUUAAUUUUUGCAUCUUUACUCGGAGCAGAGAAGACUGAUUCACAGUUCCUUUUGUUUCCCAAUGCCACGUCUGGGGAAAGGCAUUCCCCAGAAUACUGUGCAAUGUACGACAUCUGUGGGGAGCGCAGUGAUGGUAAAGUUUUGAAUUGUCCAUAUGGGACCCCUGCUGUGAAGCCUGAUGAGUUUCUUUCUGCAAAAAUCCAAAGCUUAUGUCCCAUGAUAAGUGGAAAUGUUUGCUGUACGGAGGCUCAGUUUGAUACUCUGCGGGCACAAGUUCAACAAGCAAUCCCUUUUCUUGUGGGCUGCCCAGCAUGCUUGAGGAACUUCUUAAAUCUUUUCUGUGAGCUUUCUUGCUCCCCGAAUCAAAGUCUGUUCAUCAAUGUGACUUCCAUCGCCAAGGGAAAUUGCAGUUCGACUGUGGAUGGCAUUGAUUUUUAUGUAAGUGAUGCUUUUGGGGAAGGGCUAUAUAACUCCUGCAAGGAUGUAAAGUUUGGGACUAUGAAUACACGGGCAAUACAAUUUAUUGGUGCAGGUGCUCGAAAUUUUAAAGAAUGGUUUGCAUUUAUUGGCCAGCAAGCUGACCUUGGAAUGCCUGGUUCACCUUAUGCUAUUAAUUUUAAGUCAAGACCUGAAUCAUCUGGAAUGGAGCUUAUGAAUGUGUCUAUUUAUUCAUGUGGUGACACUUCACUAGGAUGCUCUUGUGGUGAUUGCCCUUCAUCUCCAGUGUGUUCUGACUAUGAACCUCCUUCUCCACAACAAAAGGAUGCCUGCUCGAUUAGCCUUGGGUCUGUGAAGGUCAAAUGCAUUGAAUUUUCAUUGGCAAUCCUAUAUAUUGUGUUGGUUUCUGCAUUUUUCGGGUGGGGUUUGUUUCAUCGGACAAGAGAAAGGAGGAGGAUACCUGCAUCAAACAUGAAACCGUUGUUGAACUUUGAGGAUGAGAAGCUCACUACUCUGAAGGUGCAUGAGAUGGUUCCUCAAGAGACAAAUGUACAACUUUCUGCUGUUCAAGGAUACAUGUCGAGUUUCUACAGGCAAUAUGGAACAUGGGUUGCCAAAAAUCCCAGCCUUGUGCUGUGUAUGUCGUUGGCAGUUGUUCUUAUACUUUGUUUAGGUCUAAUCCGUUUCAAGGUGGAGACACGGCCUGAGAAGCUGUGGGUAGGUUCUGGGAGUCGGGCAGCAGAAGAGAAAAAUUUCUUUGACAGCCACCUAGCCCCUUUUUACAGAAUUGAACAGCUCAUAUUGGCCACCAUGCCAGAUAUCAAGAGUGGCAAGUCUUCCAGUAUUGUAUCAGAUGAUAAUAUCCAGUUACUAUUUGAAAUACAAAAGAAGGUAUUCGGACUUCGUGCAAAUUAUUCUGGCUCAGUGGUGUCUCUAACUGAUAUUUGUUUGAAGCCUAUGGGACAGGAUUGUGCUACUCAAAGUGUUCUGCAGUAUUUUAAAAUGGACCCUGAAAAUUAUUAUGGCUAUGGAGGAGUUCAACAUGUUGAGUACUGCUUUCAGCAUUACACUACUGCAGACACUUGCAUGAGUGCUUUUAAGGCUCCACUUGAUCCAAGCACUGCCCUGGGGGGAUUUUCUGGGAACAAUUAUACUGAGGCUUCUGCAUUUAUUGUGACCUACCCAGUAAAUAAUGCAAUUGGUGGAGCAGGCAAUGAAAAUGGGAAAGCUGUGGCUUGGGAGAAGGCUUUUGUUCAGUUAGUGAAGGAUGAGCUGCUGUCAAUGGUGCAGUCUAGAAAUCUCACUCUUUCAUUUUCAUCUGAAAGCUCAAUUGAGGAAGAAUUGAAAAGAGAAAGUACAGCAGAUGUUAUAACAAUAUCAAUAAGCUAUCUUGUAAUGUUUGCGUACAUAUCAAUAACCUUGGGAGAUGUGUCUCAUUUAUCUUCUUUCUAUGUUUCAUCCAAGGUAUUGCUUGGUCUUUCAGGAGUUAUUGUUGUCAUGCUCUCUGUCCUUGGAUCUGUAGGAUUUUUCAGUGCCAUCGGAGUAAAAUCUACGUUAAUCAUAAUGGAAGUCAUUCCUUUCCUUGUUUUGGCUGUUGGAGUCGAUAACAUGUGUAUACUGGUACAUGCUGUGAAGCGACAAUCCUUAGAUUUGCCUCUAGAAGGACGAAUAAGUAAUGCACUUGUUGAAGUUGGUCCGUCCAUAACACUAGCUAGUUUGUCUGAAGUUUUGGCGUUUGCAGUUGGAAGUUUCAUUCCUAUGCCAGCAUGCCGUGUUUUCUCGAUGUUUGCAGCUUUGGCUGUUCUACUGGACUUCCUUCUGCAAGUUACUGCUUUUGUUGCCUUGAUAGUGUUUGACUUCAUGAGAGCUGAGGAUAACAGGAUCGACUGCUUCCCAUGUAUAAAAAUUCCAUCAUCUUCUGUGGAAUCUGAUGAAGGCAUCAAUCAGAGAAAGCCAGGAGGAUUGCUGGCUUGGUAUAUGCAGGAAGUUCAUGCUCCCAUUCUUGGUAUUUGGGGAGUUAAAAUAUUCGUCAUUGCUGCUUUUUUUGCUUUCACAUUAGCAAGCAUUGCAUUGUGUACAAGAAUUGAACCUGGUUUAGAGCAACAAAUUGUCCUUCCUCGGGAUUCAUAUCUUCAGGGAUAUUUCAAUAAUGUUUCAGAGUAUCUCAGAAUUGGACCUCCAUUAUACUUUGUUGUUAAAGACUAUAAUUACAGCUCGGAUUCCAGACAUACAAAUCAGUUGUGCUCCAUCAACCAGUGUGACUCAAACUCUCUUUUGAACGAGAUAUCAAGAGCAUCUUUGGUGCCAGAAUCAAGCUACAUCGCUAAGCCAGCUGCCUCCUGGCUUGAUGACUUUUUAGUAUGGAUGUCACCAGAAGCCUUUGGUUGCUGUAGAAAGUUUGUAAAUGGUAGUUAUUGCCCACCAGAUGAUCAGCCUCCUUGCUGUUCUCCUGAUGAAGGUUAUUGUGACCUAGGAGGGGUGUGCAAAGACUGUACAACGUGCUUCCGUCACUCAGAUUUGAAUAGUGGCCGGCCAUCUACAGAACAAUUCAGGGAGAAGCUUCCAUGGUUCCUUAAUGCAUUGCCCUCUGCUGAUUGUGCAAAGGGUGGCCAUGGAGCUUAUACUAGCAGUGUUGAUCUGAAUGGUUAUGAAAGCAGUGUUAUACAAGCAUCAGAGUUCCGUACAUAUCACACACCACUAAACAAACAGGUUGACUACGUUAAUUCAAUGAGAGCUGCAAGAGAAUUCAGCUCAAGGGUUUCUGAUGCCUUGAAGAUCCAAAUCUUUCCAUAUUCAGUGUUCUACAUGUUCUUCGAGCAAUAUUUGGAUAUCUGGAGGACAGCUUUAAUCAACAUUGCUAUAGCACUUGGUGCUGUAUUUAUUGUUUGUCUAGUUAUCACUUCCAGUGUAUGGAGUUCAGCAAUUAUUUUACUUGUUUUGGCAAUGAUUAUUGUGGAUCUCAUGGGUGUGAUGGCAUGUCUGGAUAUCCAACUGAAUGCAGUCUCUGUUGUAAACCUUAUAAUGUCAAUUGGGAUUGCUGUUGAGUUCUGUGUCCAUAUUUCACAUGCCUUUUCGGUAAGCCAAGGUGAUCGGAACCAACGAGCAAAGCUGGCUCUGGGUACCAUGGGAGCCUCUGUCUUCAGUGGAAUUACGCUUACAAAGUUAGUCGGGGUUAUUGUCCUCUGCUUCUCAAAAUCAGAAAUUUUUGUGGUUUAUUACUUCCAAAUGUAUCUGGCAUUGGUUCUUAUCGGUUUCUUGCAUGGGCUUGUAUUUUUACCGGUGAUACUAAGCAUGAUUGGUCCACCAUCAAUGCAUGUACCCAUAAAACAGCAAGAAGAUGAGCCCUCUUCUUCAGCAUUAUUGGGCUAAUUAGUUCAGCAGCAAAGCCUCUCUUUUGGGGCUAAAAUUCUGGUCUUUGUUCUCAUACUUAUUGUACAUUAUUACAGUAAUAGUUGCAUAGACAGUGAGUCAUGAACAUUUGUCACUUGAAUCAGCCUCAGUUGGAGUCUUUCCAGUAUUUAAGUAGAGUAAGAUAGAGGGGUGGAGUCAUAUCACUUAGGGUUUGAUACAAGUCUGGGACAGGACAAUCACAGUGAUCCAUAUUUGCAUCAGAGAUUUAUUUUUAUGUAUGUUUUAAAAGAGACUACAGAAUACACUACUGUAUAUUCUAUGAUUUUUAUUUUUUUUUUCAUAAA